Molecule: messenger RNA, 3432 nt
Organism: Pseudo-nitzschia multistriata
Lineage: Eukaryota; Bacillariophyta; Bacillariophyceae; Bacillariales; Bacillariaceae
Source: the annotation of a GenBank genome assembly
CACUAUCACCAAGGAUUCCUCACCGAUUGCUAAAGAUCCGGACUUUCGUGCAAUUGCGUAGAGGAAAAACAGACGUGUUUUUUGACAAGGAUCAUCAAGCACACGAAGACACGACCUUCGGGAAAGCAAUUCAAAACAAUCGAAAAACCAACAAAACGAUUAUCGCUACUUCACGGCUGUACGGUAAAAUUUUAGCACGAUUAGUACUAGAACGUAUGCCGUUACAAAAGGAAUCUUGAAGCAUUCUCAAUCCAGCACACAGAUUCCGCCACAACAACUACAUCCAAAGAGAACAAACCAAGUACGGCAACAAGCACACCAUGUCCUCGUCGUCCGCCAACGAGAGCGCCUGGGUAAAAAGGCAACGCGAUCGUCAAAUCGUUGUCCUUGUCGAUCCUUACUCGACGGGAUGUGUUGUUGCACAGGAAUUGCAAAAGCGUGGGUACCUGAUCGUUGCCAUGUGGACGAUUGGGUUCAACGAGGAAAUGAAAUCCCAUGUGCCUGUUUCCUGCGGCAAAAUGGAAUACUUUGAACAGAUCGAUCAACUCGAGACCAACGAAGCGACCAUGUCGAAACUGCUGGAAGUUGCGAAAGGCCACGAGGUAAUUGCGUGUUUGGCCGGUGGUGAAGCGGGAGUUGAUUACGCCGAUGCCUUUUCGGAAUACCUUGCCUCGGUUUCGCCCUCGUCGUCAAAGAUAUUGACGAAUGGGACGUCCAUUCCAAAUCGUCGGGAUAAGUAUAUACAACAGGAAUUAUGUAGGAAAAUGGGGCUUCGAUCUGUUCGACAAGCUGGCUCGGAUAAAUUCGAUGAAAACAUUCAGUCCUUUUUAAAGUCUGAACCAUUCCCUGUAGUUUUAAAACCUACAGAAUCUGCUGGCUCGGAUGGUGUAAAGCUAUGUUACACUUUUGAGGAAGCUAAAGAUCAUUUCGAAACACUCAUGAAUGGGCAAUUGGUCAAUGGAGGGGAUUGCCCAAGUGUUUUGUGCCAAGAAUUCUUGAAUGGGACCGAGUACGUUGUUGACCACGUUUCGAGGGAUGGAGUUCACAAGACUUGCAUGAUUUGGGUCUAUGACAAGCGAGUAGCCAACGGCGCGAACUUUGUUUAUUUCGGAAUGAAACCAGUCGAUCCCAGUACACCAUUGGCUAGCAUCUUGAUCAAUUACACGAGAAGAGUCUUGGAUGCCCUGGAAAUCAAGCACGGGCCCACGCAUGGGGAAAUUAUGAUGACCGAGGAUGGACCGUGCCUGGUUGAAAUGAACUGCCGUGCGCAUGGUGGAGAUGGAACUUUUGCUCCUCUCGCCAAGGCCUUGACAGGGGCAUACAGCCAGGUGGAAAUGGCGGCAGAUGCUUUCGUCGACCCCUUUGCAUUUGCUCAAACCCCCGAUCGUCCCUCCUAUCCAUUCAAGGCGGCUGGACAAGAAGUCAUUUUUGUGAGUCGGUCCAAAGGCAUUGUCAAAUCGACGCCUGGAUACAAAAUUAUCAAAAUGAUGCCAAGUUUCUUGCACAUGGACGGGAUGAAAACGGAAGGAUCGGUUGUGGAUUACACCAUUGAUCUCGUGACGGGAAUUGGGAGUGUUAUUUUGAUGCACAAAGAUCCGGAAGUGGUCAAACGUGAUAUCGAUUUCGUCCGGUAUUUAGAAGACAUUAAUGGAUUUUUCGUGUACGAAACAAAGCUAGAAAACCUGGCACGUCCACGCGGAGAUGCUAUCGUAUUUUCAAAGACCAAGACUUCUCCAUCGAAACCUCCGCGAGCUCCUCAUAGACGCCUCAAAUCGACUGAUACAAGCCACCAUCAACAUGUAUUCUCUUCUGAUGGACCUAAUCUGGUGCGUAUCAUGUCGAACGAUCGACCAGAACUGGGUGGCUUCGGUGGUAUGCCAAUGUUGACAAAGCGCAUGACCACGGUUGAUUCUUCUCGAGAGGCAGUUGUCCUGAUCGACCCUUAUUCGACUGGCUGCUGCAUCGCCGAGGAAAUUAUGAAACGCGGAUUCAGUGUCAUCGCAUUGUGGACACGCGGCUUCUCACCGGAGAUGAAAACUCACGUUCCGUUGAGUUGCGGAAACAUUAAGUAUCUCGCUGAAGUCGAAGAAGGCGAAACUCUUGCACAAACUUCGCAAAAAAUGUAUGAAGCCGCAGGAUCUUUGCGUGUUGUUGCAUGUCUAGCGGGAGGGGAAGCCGGAGUCGACCUCGCUGAUGCACUUUCGGAGCACAUCAAAGUGCGUACGAACGGAACUGUCAUUCCCAAUCGCCGUGAUAAAAAGAUUCAACAAGAAAUCAUUCGAAAGCACGGUUUGCGUUCUAUCCGACAAGCUGGAGGUAGUGAUUUUGGUGAGGUGAAACACUUUCUUGAAACCGAGCCGUAUCCAGUUGUGUUGAAGCCGGUCGAAUCAGCUGGAAGUGACGGAGUUAAACUAUGCCACUCAUUUGAAGAAGCGGAGGAGCAUUUCCAUGUCCUUAUGAACAGUCAAAUGGUCAACGGAGGAAACUGUCCCUCUGUACUUUGUCAAGAAUUUUUACGUGGUAAAGAAUACGUUGUAGACCACGUGUCUCGAGAUGGAGAACACAAAACUGUCAUGGUCUGGGUUUACGACAAACGUCCGUGCCAUGGAGCGGAAUUUGUUUAUUUCGGCUGCGUACCUGUGGAUUCUGAGUCUCGUGAAGCCAAAAUUGUCAUUCCGUACGUCCAGGGGGUUCUCGAUGCACUAGAAAUCAGGAACGGACCGUCGCAUGCCGAGGUAAUGAUGACACCUGACGGUCCGUGCUUGGUAGAAAUGAAUUGUCGGGCACAUGGCGGUGAUGGAAAUUGGCGCCCUCUCUGUCGCCACCUCACAGGAGGUUAUUCCCAGGUUGAAGCUACAGUUGACGCAUUCUUGGACAAACAGCAGUUUUCAGUCCUCCCCUCAAAGCCACCGAGUCCGUUCAAGGCAUCAGGCCAAGAAGUAAUUCUCGUGUCGUAUGGUCGUGGAGUGGUCAAAGCAACCCCCGGAUUCGAUAUCAUCAAAGAAAUGCCAUCUUUUGUCUACCUUGAGACAGGGGUCCGACCAGGGUCGAGAGUAGACUACACAAUCGACCUCUUCACGGGCAUCGGGAGUGUUAUUUUGAUGCAUAAAGAUCCAGCAAUAUUGGAAGGUGACAUCCAACGAAUCCGAGACAUGGAAAAGAACAAUGAGCUAUUUACUUUCGAGCAGCAAUCGAGAUAUAUGAAAUCGCCAUCUAUUAUCGGAAUGGAUAAACUCGCCUCAGCCUAACCAUCCACAAGAUUUCAAAGUAGUGUUUUGAAAUUCUCAUUGCAAAAUCUGAACUAACGCGACUGACGAUGAUUAUACUUGAUUUUUCUGCAAGAACCCAAAUGCGCUCUCAAUUUAGACUCUGAAGAAUCCUUCAUUCUCCCCACCCAAGAGCACUAAUAGAAAAUAAAAUGAUUAAAUUGAC